AGUGAGAAAGUGAGAAAGUGAGAAAGUGAGAAGCGCUCAAAUCACAAACGAACAUUCACGAAAUGAACAACAGCCCGGGAAACAAAACACCCGAACCCGUUCGCAGACGGCGAGGACGGCCAAAAAAGUCAGAAAGCAGGAGCAAUGUCCCUGCUCAGUUGUCAAAAAAGUCGGCUGCAGUCAGUAACGAAUCUGAAGCAAAGGCUCGUGUGAAUGAAUUGAGAUCCCGCUACCACAAACUGCACCAGGCUCUAAGUGAGCUGUACAUUGUUCAGAUGGAACGGGUAGAACGACUUAUCCUGAACGACACACAUCAUGUGCUGACCACGGAAAUUGAUUCAUACAACCAAGUGCGACAGUUCAAACUCGUUCUCAGCGAACGACGCGCUCACUAUCGGCGAGAACAACUGGCUCGUCAAAAUGCCUUUCGAGAAAAAUCAAUUGAGUAUUCGUUCAGAAGAUAUCAAUGCAUGCUUCGGCGACUACUGCUGCAACACACAGCGUCCAGCCUACAGUCAUUGGUGGAAUCCCGUGCUGCUCCUAAAGCACUUCAACUGUACGAGACUUCUGUGAAAGACGAAUCUGAAAACAACAACAUGGACGAGAAAAACAGCGUCUUACCACCCACCACUACCAAAGAAGAAGAAACAGAAGAAAUCACAAAAGGUGGACCUGCACCAACAAUCCCGGCUGGUCCGCCGUCAGGUUCACUUACGUCGUUGUCACAAUCUCCGGCGAGACUGCCUUCCAUUCACCAAUUGCAGCAGUCCAUAGAGCCAGUCCGUUAUGUAAAUCCAAUGUAAAUGGGAAGAGAACAAGAGGGCCAAGUGGGAAGCCCAAAAGAAGCCACCCUUCUGGCACUCACGCGUGUUGUCUUUCAAGCAAUAGUUACCGACAAUCAGUCGCACAUUAUGAAUAUAAACUUCCACUCGUUUUUUGCACAUUAACAAACACAAGC
Molecule: messenger RNA, 958 nt
Organism: Schizosaccharomyces japonicus yFS275
Lineage: Eukaryota; Fungi; Ascomycota; Schizosaccharomycetes; Schizosaccharomycetales; Schizosaccharomycetaceae
Exons: 1
Coding region: 63-803 (246 amino acids)
Source: RefSeq, a predicted model, not a curated record